Molecule: messenger RNA, 581 nt
Organism: Sinocyclocheilus grahami
Lineage: Eukaryota; Metazoa; Chordata; Actinopteri; Cypriniformes; Cyprinidae
Product: calcium-binding protein 5-like
Exons: 5
Cellular component (GO): cytoplasm
Molecular function (GO): calcium ion binding; calcium channel regulator activity
Source: RefSeq, a predicted model, not a curated record
GACAGAGAAUUGGCAGAUGAUGAAAUUGAAGAGCUGAGAGAGGCAUUUAAUGAAUUUGAUAAAGAUAAAGAUGGUCUAAUUAGCUGUAAGGACCUGGGAAACCUGAUGAGGACGAUGGGUUAUAUGCCAACCGAGAUGGAACUGAUCGAGCUGGGCCAGAACAUCAACAUGAAUUUGGGAGGGAGGGUCGACUUUGAAGACUUUGUGGAGUUAAUGGCCCCAAAGCUUUUGGCUGAAACAGCAGGCAUGAUUGGUGUGAAGGAACUGCGAGAUGCUUUCAAAGAGUUUGAUAUGGACGGCGAUGGCUCGAUCACUACCGAGGAGCUGAGGUCCGCUAUGAGUAAACUACUGGGAGAACACAUGAACCACAGAGAGAUUGACGCUGUCGUCCAAGAGGCGGACAAUAACGGUGAUGGUACGGUAGAUUUCGAAGAAUUUGUGAAGAUGUUGUCAAGCUGCUGAGAAAAUCCUCUUGCUGGAUGCUGCAGAUACAGAAAACAUAUACGACUGCACUCACAACAGCAUUAUGCAUAUCCAUAAAUAUAAUAGCAAUGUACAGAAAGAUUUCUUCCCCCCGCAAG